AUGCUCGCCACCCCAAAUCCGUCACUUUCAGGCGCAGUGCUGAAUGAGCUUAUCCGGUAUGUGCAACGAAACUCGCAAUACUACCGAGAUCUCUAUCGCGAUAUUCCCGGCGAUGCUUCCUCGCUUGAGCAGCUCCCUGUCAUUGAACAUGCUCGUUUCUGGCUGUCGAACACUUGUAACCCGGAAACCAAUCGUUUAUUAACCAGCACAGUUAUCGAUGGGGGCAUCUUUCGCAGCGGCGGCACUACUGGUGACCCAAAGGUGUCGUUCUACUCGCGUAAUGAGCUGAAUGGCAUCACUCGUGAUCUGGCUGAUUGUCUCAAAAGGGCCGGGUUACAGCCAGGCGACAGGGUUGCAAACUUACUAAGUAAUGGAGACUUGUAUAUGGGUUACCUGCUCAAUGUUUUAUCUUGGGCGGACUCGAGCAUACCUUUUGUUCAACUCCCCAUCAGCACACUAGUGGAGGUAGAGCGGAUGGUCUGGCCCCUGCAAGAGUUCCAGGCCACUGUCCUUAGUGCUAUGCCCACGAUCCUGAUUCGCAUCUCGGAUUACCUCUCCGCCCGCGGCGAGCAACUGCCUAGUGUGCACCUGAUCGUGUACGGGGGCGAGAAUCUACACCAGGAUUCAAAAGCGGUUUUAAAGAAGACAUUUCCAAAUGCUGCCAUGCGGCCGAUGAUGUAUGGAUCUGUUGAUGGAGGCCUUAUCGGUCUUCCUACACAUGACACGACUCUCGAACAUCAAGUCGGAGGCCCGAUAUAUACACCCAAUUCCCCGAGCGUUGUCGUGGAAAUCCUGAACGAGGAUGGGGUCCCAGUCACGGCCAUAGGCCAAACAGGUCCCAUCUAUGUUACCAACCUGACCCGUAGAUUAAUGCCUGUCAUCAGAUACCCUACUGGUGACGUAGCGGAGUGGGUGGACUAUUCACAGAGACUCUUUACUCUCCGUGGGCGAGAUGUUAUUGGUUUCAAGAUAGGCCCAGCGAGCUACGACUUCCGCCACCUUCGGAAUAUAGUUGUGAAGGUUCUCGGGGAUGGCAAUAUUUCAGCGUUUCAGGUAGCGGCAAGGCGGAGUGAUAGAAAGGAUGAACUUGUGUUCCGGAUUGCCAGUCACUUAUCAGAUCACGAUGAAUGGGACAAAAAGCUCGAAGGUGCUUUGAGAGCUGAUACCUUUCAGUACGUAUCUAAUCUUGAGACCGGAAUCAUAAAUCCUCUAGUGGUGGAGUGGGUGGAUAUUGAAGCCAUGCAUACAAAUCAGAGGACAGGCAAGCUCAGAGAUGUUGUCGACGAGAGGGUGUCAUAG
Truncatella angustata is the source of this 1299-nucleotide messenger RNA. RefSeq lists its product as uncharacterized. The transcript has a single exon. Bases 1 to 1299 code for a protein of 432 amino acids. The record is from RefSeq and is a predicted model, not a curated record. Lineage: Eukaryota; Fungi; Ascomycota; Sordariomycetes; Amphisphaeriales; Sporocadaceae.